This is a messenger RNA of Echinostoma caproni, 2073 nucleotides long. The record is from the annotation of a GenBank genome assembly. Lineage: Eukaryota; Metazoa; Platyhelminthes; Trematoda; Plagiorchiida; Echinostomatidae.
AUGAGUCGGAGAGGAUUGGAAAUCGAUUUGGGCUCUCAGAUCUCGUCGGAGUCGUUUCCUUGUGCCAAAACCAAGACACAGAAGUACAAUGCGAACCCGAUUUGGAAUCAGGGUCUAAUAUUCAACAAUUAUUUCCCUCCACUGACUCACACACUUCGAGUAAAUGUGCGUAACUCGGGGAUCAAGGGCGAAUUGAUUGCGACGCAUGUAAUCAAUUUGAAGCAAAUUAUGCUACAAGGUGCUUCUGGUAAGUUGACGGUAGCCGGCAAAAAGAACAUCUAUUUCCUGUUCGCCUCCAUAUUUGAUGCGACUGUGAUCGACAAAGCUCUGGGCUCGAAAAACAAGCCAAUUUCCUUCGAACUCAGUAUUGGUGUUUUCGGAAACAAACUUGACGGGAAGCGAGGUGGAAUUGAAGACCUUCCCCUGGAAUUCGCCAAGGCCGACGACCGACGAGAACGGGUAGACUGGAAUGAAAGUACCACGGAUCCAAUGUUGCCCAAAGCGGAACACAAGGACUACUACUAUUUGGACUUCCAAGGCGAAAAACCCAACAUGUAUUUGAUCAGUUACUUUGAAGAUCAUCGGUCGCGAAUGUGUAUACCGAACAUUUUGGAACGUUUAAGGGACUAUCUGAACCGACAAGCUCGACGCUAUUUCAAGUACUUUAUGCGUCAUCUGGAGAAACACUUGCUGCUUGUGAUUCAAGACGUGAACGGGUGUCGUGGAACUGCUUCCCGAACCAAGCUGGAUGUGGAAUACUCGCGACGUGUGCGUCGCGAUUUAAAACGGCUCUCGUUCGAAGUGGUUCGGUUAACAACGGUUCACGGUCGUGAUCUGGGUUGGCGAGCGCGUGAGCUGAACACCAUAAUUCGACAUGUGGAGGAGUUGAUGGAAACGCCACAAGACGCGCUACCGGACGUGUUUAUUUCCAUGAUCAUGGACGGACAGCGAGUCGGAUUUGCACGAAUCCCGGCCCGGGACAUUUAUUACUCCGUGGUCGAUUCGGAACGGGGCAAAUGGAACGGUCAAAUUUCGACAGUCUACGUCAGAAAACAAGGUCGCGAGGGUGUCGGCGAAAAGGGUUGGAAAAUCCAAUGCCAACUGCAAAUAUUCAUGUGGCUGAGUCUGCUCAAAGAUUACACAACAUUCCAUCAAUACAUCCCAUAUGGAGUUCGGAAAAGCUGUUUGGAACAAGGACGGCCUCCAAAAGCCCUGAUGUACGACCGCACAAGCAUGUUCGAAUUGCGCUGCUACAUUUUCAUUGCUCGAAAUUUGCUCGCCUCGGACGAUACCGGUUUGUCUGAUCCGUUGGCUCGUGUAAUAAUCAAAGAGCAUGUGUUGGAGACUCAGCCGCUGUACCAGACUAUGAGCCCGAUGUGGGACGUGUUGUUACACAAGAAGGUACUUUUCCACCAGGAUCCGGAGUCAGUGAAGAAGAAUUUGCAGGAGGUGGUGGUUGAGGUGUUUGACGUUGAUCCUGGGAACGAGUUGGAAUUCUUGGGUCGUUGUUUCUGCGAAGCACAAGUGUUUAUUGACCGAGAUCAGUAUACGCCUCCGCGACUACAGUGGUGGCCCAUAUAUCGGGGUCAGACACCGGCCGGGGAGUUAUUGGCUGCGUUUGACCUUAUUCAGCUCAAUACUAAAGUUCCAUUCGAAGGUCUACCCAGUUUUGCCGAUCUGGCUAUUUAUACAAAAGAGUUUGACAAUCGUGUAAUUCUGAAAAGUAUCCCGGGAAUGGUUCUGGACGACGAUGACGAUUUGAAUCGCGAGUCGACAGACGAGGAAGAGGAGGAUGAGGAGAGUGAUGAUGAUGAUGAUAUGUACUUCGAUGUGGACACGAUUGUGACCGGUGGGGAAAAACCGAAAAGUAAACGAAAGCCGAUCAAACUGGGCCUGGCUCCGCCCCCGUUGGUAAUCAAGCGCCGUGAGGAGGACUAUCGCAUUCCGGACACAAUUCGUCCCCCACUGCAACGUUUCCGAGUAGAAGUGUGGAAGAUCACUCUGUUUACAAUUGUAGAUGUUGGUGUCGGAGAAUUUGAAGUGGAGAACGUUCAUAUCAUUGGUUUAGUUUGA